This is a messenger RNA of Neltuma alba, 2377 nucleotides long. RefSeq names its product transcription factor MYC4. Gene Ontology annotation, cellular component: nucleus. The coding region runs from base 155 to 2053 and encodes 632 amino acids. Lineage: Eukaryota; Viridiplantae; Streptophyta; Magnoliopsida; Fabales; Fabaceae. The record is from RefSeq and is a predicted model, not a curated record. Gene Ontology annotation, biological process: regulation of DNA-templated transcription. Gene Ontology annotation, molecular function: DNA-binding transcription factor activity; protein dimerization activity; transcription cis-regulatory region binding. The transcript has 2 exons.
CGUAUUCCUCUCCCUCUCCUCUCCCUCCAUCGCCACCACCCACCCCCUCAGCCCCUUCAUUCUCCUUCGGUAACGCUUCGUGCUUCUUGUUUAUCUUCAAGCUCAGUGCUUGCGCCUGGUGCAUGGAAGGACACAGUGUCGAUCGCUGGUAACGAUGAAUAUUUGGACCGACGAUAACUCCUCCGUCAUGGACGCUUUCAUUGGUUCCGAUCUAUCUUCUCUCUGGCCUCCUCAGCAAUCCUCUGCCUCAACGACCACUACCACUGGAACUGACCCCACCAAAGCUUUCUCUCAAAACCAUCUUUCGGUUUGCAUCUUCAAUCAGGAGACUCUCCAGCAACGUCUCCAGGCGCUGAUUGAAAAAGCCAGCGAGAGCUGGACCUACGCUAUCUUCUGGCAAUCUUCUUGUGAUCACUCGGGAGCUUCCGUGUUGGGUUGGGGUGAUGGCUACUACAAAGGCGAGGAGGUAAAAGGAAAGGGGAAGGCCAAAACGACGGCGUCUUCCGCGGCGGAGCAGGAGCACCGGAAAAAGGUUCUUCGCGAGCUUAAUUCGCUCAUCUCUGGGUCCUCCUCCUCCCCAGAUGACGCUGUAGACGAAGAAGUAACAGAUACCGAGUGGUUCUUUUUGGUUUCGAUGACUCAGUCGUUUUACAACGGCGGCGGAUUGCCGGGGCAGGCGUUCCUCAGUUCGAGCCCUGUUUGGGUCGCAGGUUCCGACCGGCUGGCAGCUUCAACAUGCGAGAGGGCGAGGCAGGGUCAAUUGUUCGGGCUUCAGACUUUGGUUUGUAUACCGUCGGCGAGUGGGGUGGUCGAACUGGGCUCCUCGGAGCUGAUAUUUCAAAACUCUGAUCUGAUGAAUAUGGUCAGGGAUUUGUUCAAUUUCAGUGGCGCCGAAGGGAGUUUUUUAUGGGGGUCAAAUGCUUCAGCUGCGGCUGAUCAGGGUGAGAACGACCCUUCUUCGCUCUGGCUCAACGAUCCUUCUGCAAUUGAAAUUAGGGAUUCGGUGACUACUGUUGCGCCCAAUUCAGUGCCCAGUUCUACCAACAGUCAUAACAAUAAUCCGAAGCCGAUGCAGUUAGACACAAGAGGUUCCACGACUUUAGCUGAGACCCCAAGUUCCAUCCAUAUCCCAAACGCUCACCAUAGCCACCAACAACAACGGCAACAGCAGCGUCAUUCGCUGAACCAGGGUUGCUUUUCACGGGAGUUGAACUUUUCGGACUAUGGAUUGGACGGAAACGGCGUGAAAAACGGUCAAUGUCAAUUCAAUGCUGAGGAGAAGAGGAGGAGGUCGCCUACGUCUAAGGGUAGCAAUGACGAAGGCAUGCUUUCUUUCACUUCAGGUGUGGUUUUGCCCGCUUCAAAUGUGAAGACCGUCUGCGGCGGCGAUUCUGAUCAUUCCGAUCUCGAAGCUUCUGCGAUGAAGGAGGUAGAUAGUAAGGUGGUCGAACCAGAGAAAAAACCUCGGAAGAGAGGACGAAAGCCCGCAAAUGGCAGAGAGGAGCCUCUGAAUCACGUUGAAGCUGAAAGGCAGAGGAGAGAGAAGCUCAAUCAACGGUUCUAUGCGCUUCGUGCUGUGGUUCCAAACGUUUCAAAGAUGGAUAAAGCAUCCCUUCUGGGUGAUGCCAUAUCUUAUAUCUCUGAGCUCAAGUCGAAGCUUCAGAGAACGGAAUCAGACAAGAACGAAUUGCAGAACCAAUUGGAUUCUGUGAAGAAGGAACUCGAGCUGGCCCACAAAGGUUCAGCGCCACCUCCACGGGAGAAAGAACCAAAGCCGCCCAAUCAUCAUGCUGGCAAGAUUACUGAUUUGGAUAUCGACGUGAAGAUCAUAGGUUGGGACGCGAUGAUUCGGAUUCAAUGCAGCCGGAAGAACCACCCGGCAGCAAGGUUGAUGGCGGCAUUGAAGGAGCUAGACCUGGAUGUGAGCCACGCGAGCGUCUCGGUGAUGAAUGAUUUGAUGAUCCAACAAGCAACGGUGAGGAUGGGGGGUCAAUUCUACACGCAGGAGCAACUCUGUUCAGCACUGUCGUCCAAAGUUGGCGAUGUCCGAUAGGUCCUUAACAAUGGGAAUAUAAGGCUAUUCCUUGUGGUGUUGGGCUAUGGAAUACUUUUGAGUCUUCCCCGCCAGAAACUCUGUAGCAUACUACUGUCCUAGUGUUUCCGGUAGCUUUAGUUUUUUGGUAGCUUGGUUUAAAUCUUGAGGUUAUUUAAUUUAAUUUGGGAAGCCGGAUUUGAGCCAGGGGACGUCAUUCAAAUCAAGUGUGGGCAGGGAUAGGUACCUCGAUGAAAUGAAAAUAGAGUAAUUUAGUGUCGAUAUUGUCAAACUAGAUUGUGUUUGUAUAUAUUAUCAUAAAUUUGAUCAAUGCAUGAAAUUUCU